CUGCUACACUAGUCUCGUCUCUCUGUCCUUGACUCUUCUCCUCCUCGUCCUUGACCAAGGGCGACCCCGUCUCUCUCCGCCUCCGCUCCGCCGAGGGCUCCGGAGAAUCUACCAGCCAAGUAGGGCGCCCCUCCACCACCGCCCUGCUCGCCGGCGCCGCCCGCAGUCGCAUCCGGCCUCCAGGAGAUCCGGCGGUUUAUCGAGUUUGAAAGAUAAUUGAUUUUUGGGGGAACAAGAUCUCACAUGGAGCCAUCCUCGCAACCUGAGCCUGUGAUUGGUGUUGCUACUGCUGGGUCACAAUCAUAUCCUCCUGCUGGUGCCUAUCCACCUCCAACCAUGGUAGCUGGAGCUCCGGGUGCCAUUCCUCCCGGCUCACAGUCAACAAUGCCAUUCCCCACUAAUCCAGCUCAACUCAGUGCUCAGCACCAACUGGUUUAUCAACAAGCCCAGCAAUUCCACCAACAACUGCAGCAACAGCAGCAGCAGCAACUCCGUGAGUUCUGGGCUAGCCAAAUGGAGGAGAUCGAGCAGGCAGCUGACUUCAAGAACCACACCUUACCACUAGCUAGGAUAAAAAAGAUAAUGAAGGCUGACGAGGAUGUCCGAAUGAUCUCUGCAGAAGCUCCUGUUGUCUUUGCAAAGGCGUGUGAGGUAUUUAUCUUAGAGUUAACACUCAGGUCAUGGAUGCACACUGAGGAGAACAAGCGCAGGACCUUGCAGAAAAAUGACAUUGCAGCUGCUAUUACAAGGACUGACAUCUAUGACUUCUUGGUGGACAUCAUUCCUAGGGAUGACAUGAAGGAGGAGGGCCUUGGGCUUCCGAGGGUGGGCUUGCCACCUGCUGUAGGGGCACCAGCUGAUACCUAUCCUCCUUAUUACUACAUGCCAGCGCAACAGGUGCCCGGAGUAGGAAUGAUGUAUGGUGGACAGCAGGGUCACCCAGCGACGUAUGCGUGGCAGCAGCCUCAAGGGCAACAGGUCGAGACCCCUGAAGAGCCGCAGCAGUCUCAGUAGAUGUUACAAUGAAGUCAUGACAUGAUUGUGAACUAAAGGCCUCUAAAUUCAGGCUUCUGUUAAUUUAUGCCCAUCAUUGUUGGCUGGAACAGUUACUUCUGAUUAGGUCUUAGGGUUAUUGAUGGUAGUUUCGACGCUGGUAUGACAGCGGUAGGAAAAUGAUUGUGAUUUGUUAGGUGAUUUGCAACUGAUUUAGUGAAAAGUACUUUCUUUCCCCCCAAGCCUAUAAUCCAAUAUUCCGAAUGCUCUCCUAUGGAGAGCCCUGUAAGAAAAAAAAGAUUGGUGGAGGUUGAUGUCAUACCUCUGCUGGUUUGCCUCAUUUGCCAA
Messenger RNA from Lolium perenne, 1341 nucleotides. RefSeq names its product nuclear transcription factor Y subunit C-4. Gene Ontology annotation, biological process: regulation of transcription by RNA polymerase II. NCBI's taxonomy places the organism in Eukaryota, Viridiplantae, Streptophyta, Magnoliopsida, Poales, Poaceae. Gene Ontology annotation, molecular function: protein heterodimerization activity; RNA polymerase II cis-regulatory region sequence-specific DNA binding; DNA-binding transcription factor activity, RNA polymerase II-specific. Gene Ontology annotation, cellular component: nucleus. The record is from RefSeq and is a predicted model, not a curated record.